Molecule: messenger RNA, 4222 nt
Organism: Pararge aegeria (speckled wood butterfly)
Lineage: Eukaryota; Metazoa; Arthropoda; Insecta; Lepidoptera; Nymphalidae
Gene: ACOX1
Product: probable peroxisomal acyl-coenzyme A oxidase 1
Exons: 14
Coding region: 467-2470 (667 amino acids)
Biological process (GO): fatty acid beta-oxidation using acyl-CoA oxidase; lipid homeostasis
Cellular component (GO): peroxisome
Molecular function (GO): fatty acid binding; acyl-CoA oxidase activity; FAD binding
Source: RefSeq, a predicted model, not a curated record
UACUGUUGUACUUCAAAAAACAUAUGAAUACAUUAUUGAGAGGAUAUAUAUUUUAUCAUAUUGAAAAUACUGAAGUUCGAAAUUAAUUAAGAGUUGUAUUUUAACAUACCACUCUUAUAAAAUCGUAAUUAAUUUAAUUAUCGCGUAGCUAUCUGACUCUAGUGUUGAGAUUUCUAUAAAAGCGAUCGACGAACCCACUACCAACUGCCGAGUGCCAGUGGUAGUGACUACAUAAUACACACGACACGACACGUUUAUGUGAGCUAACUUCAACUUGAAUAGCCAGUUUUGUAAUCAGAACGACAAAUUCAGUGGAUGUUUGAACACAGUCCUGUAUUGUUGUCUUUCAAGUUUCAAUGCUCUGUUGCUAACAAUAAAUACGUCUUACAAUACAAGGGUUAUUGUUUUAAUAAUAAUAAUAUCACUAGUAAAAGUUUGUUGAGAAAAAUCAUAAUAAUUAUCUAAAAUGGCGAAAGUAAAUGUGGAUUUGCAAAGAGAAAGGGAUUCGUGCAGUUUCAACAUAACAGAGUUAACACACUGGAUUGAUGGAGGCAUUGAAAAAACUGAAGAGAGAAGGAAAAGAGAGGAGAUGGCACUGAAAGAGGGCAUACACAUAGAACCGGUGCCGUCAGUAUAUUUAAGCCACAAGGAAAAAUAUGAGUUGGCAGUCAAAAAGGCAUGCCUGCUCUUCAAAAUGAUACGCAAGCUGCAAGAGGAAGAAAACGCUGGAAUGGAGAAUUACCUGGCAGUCUUAGGUGGUAAUUUAGGAGCGGCGAUACUUGGUGACGGCAACCCGUUGACUCUACACUAUGUCAUGUUCAUACCCACGAUCAUGGGGCAGGGCACUGUGGAGCAACAGGCGUAUUGGAUCGGCAGAGCGUUCAACCUUGACAUUAUUGGAACCUAUGCACAGACCGAGUUGGGCCACGGAACUUUCGUCCGGGGUUUGGAAACGACAGCGACGUACGACGCCAGUACCAAAGAGUUCGUUUUACACAGCCCUACUCUCACCGCCUACAAAUGGUGGCCCGGUGGAUUGGCACAUACUGCGAAUUAUUGUAUCGUGAUGGCCCAACUAUACACCAAAGGGAAGUGCCACGGAAUCCACGCCUUCAUCGUUCAGCUCCGCGAAGAAGAAACCCAUAUGCCAGUCCGUGGCAUUAAGGUCGGCGAGAUUGGCGCCAAGCUUGGCAUGAAUGGCACCAACAACGGAUUCCUUGGCUUCGACCAAGUGAGAAUACCGAGGGAUCACAUGCUUAUGAAGAAUUCAAAGGUUUUGGAGGACGGCACGUAUGUGAACGCGCCCAGCUCGAAGCUCGCGUACGGCACCAUGAUGUUCGUGCGCGUGAUGCUCGUGAACGACAUGUGCAAGUAUAUGGCCAAAGCUGUCACGAUCGCCGUGCGGUAUUCCGCUGUGAGGAGACAGUCGCAGCCAAAGCCAAAUGAGCCCGAACCGCAAAUCAUCGACUAUCUGACCCAGCAGCACAAGUUGCUGGUCGGCAUCGCAUCGGUGCACGCUUUCCGCAUGAGCGCGGAGUGGCUUUGGCUCAUGUACAACAAUGUCACCGCCGAGCUGGAGGCUGGAGACAUGGAGAGGUUGCCUGAGUUGCACGCCUUGUCCUGCUGCCUCAAGGCUGUGAGCACAGACGACGCGGCGAAGUGCGUAGAGAGGUGUCGACUAGCUUGCGGGGGCCACGGGUACAUGCUGUCGUCGAACCUGCCGCUCACCUACGGGCUAGUGACCGCCGCAUGCACCUACGAGGGAGAGAACACCGUCAUGUUGCUGCAGACGGCCAGGUAUUUGGUGAAAGCGUGGCAACAAGCCGCAGCGGGUAACAGCUUGCCUCCCACGGUAUCUUAUCUGGGCGAACUUCGCGCCGGCCGCCGGUCACCACCGUGGGACAACACUAUCGAGGGCAUUGUCAAAGGAUUCCACAUGGUUGCUUCCGGUAAAAUCGGCAUAUGCGUGGCUCAAAUCGAAAAACGUCAAAACAACGGCAUGUCAUACGAAGACGCGUGGAAUAUGACCUCAGUACAACUCGCCUCGGCGUCUGAGGCCCAUUGCCGAGCAAUUCUCUUGUCGACUUACUAUAAGGAGAACGAGAAGCAAAUGAAGACGGUAUCGCCCGAAUUGCGGCAAGUGUUGAUGCAACUGUGCGACCUGUACGUAGUAUACUGGGCUUUGCAACGCAUUGGAGAUUUGUUGAGGUUUACAUCGAUAUCGGAGCGUGAUAUUGAACAGCUUCAGAACUGGUAUGAAGACCUGCUCAUCAAGGUGCGACCCAACGCCGUCGGGCUUGUUGAUGCAUUUGACAUUAGAGAUGAGAUCCUCAACUCGGCGUUAGGCGCGUACGACGGUCGCGCGUACGAGCGACUAAUGGAAGAGGCGAUGAAGAGUCCACUCAACGCGGAACCCGUCAACCAAAGUUUUCACAAAUACCUUAAACCAUUGAUGCAGGGAAAACUGUGAUUGUGCGAAAUAAAUCUACUGUUACCCAUAGCUUAUGCCCAUAGCUUAAAUCCAUAGCUUAAAUCCAUAGAUAUGCGCUGGUAAAGUAAAUUGGACGUUAUUAUUCAUUUUUUAGAGUCGCUAUUUCCGUGCUACGAAUUUUUAAUUUUAAUAACGUACUAAUAUGCUGCAUAGGUGUGGGCGAAUUAGAACUUAAAAUAAGAGCGAUUAAUUUUAUUUUACUUUGACGUAACCGUGUUUCAUAUAGUCUGGCAGUCACGUAUAUGACUUAUACAGGGUGAUCUCCAUAAUGCAAUUCGGUCUUACGACAGUUUUCAAUAAUCACUGUCAUCUGUCAAUAAGUUACUUAGGAACGCUGUUAGUUAUAAAAAAACAUAUGGAUUUUUCUUUUUGAAAAUAACAACGUAAUGUAAUACAUGUAUAGAUAGACUGAAUAAGGAAUAGACGUCAAACUGCAUAGCCACAGCACAGCCGUCAGUGGACGCAAUAAUGUCAAAUGAGUGAGCGUACUCGCGGACUCACUUCACGAUGCUCACAUUUGGUCCAUGUGAAACUGAAGCAGCGCAUAUAUAACCAUUUUAAUCUUUGUUGCAUAAUAUAAAACCUCAUUGAAGACAUGUACGCAGGUCAUUCUGUUAUAACACGCCACACUAGGAUGACACGAUUUUUAUAACCAUAAGUUUAGUCCCUGCAAAAAGUCACUCAAUGCGGCCCAAGAAGUUUUCAUUUCAAAAUAACUAAUUGUGCCAAAUUCCAAACUCAAUUGACUGUACAAACGUAUAAUCUAUACAAAGUAUUAUGUUUGAUACAAUAUGCAUAUCGUAUAUAUACUUACAUUUAAAUCUUUGAUUGUAAUCAGUGUGUCAUCAAUUUCGUUAAGUUUUACCAGAAAUGUAACAAGUUACCACUCAUUAUGCAUAGGUAAUUAAAGUUUAAUAUUGUACUUUGUAUAUAUUAAUACUAAACUUAUACUUUGGGACAUGAAUUAUAAAUAGGAAUUACCAUAGACAUUUUUUAUUUGACAGACUAAGUUAUAAAAAAAUUCUGUUCAGUGAGCAUAUCUAAUAUUUUUAUUAUUGUGACUCUUGCACCGGUGCUUUGGGUAGUAAUUAGUGAUGGCCACAAUUUAUUUAAUAAUACUGACUUAAUAGUCAGUAAACAUAAACAUGACAAUAUGAUUGCUGAUGAAUGAAAUGCUUUUAAUUAUUUUUUUUCAUAAUGAGCGUAGUUUAUUCGGUGUCUAUGCCAUUCAAAUGAUAAUCACGCCUGUUGAUCAUCUUUUUUUACUUUUUUCUUACUUCUCUAUGUGUACCUGCUCAAUUUCAAAGAGUGACCAAAAUAGUAGGCUGGCAGCCUAGGUACAAAUUUUGCGGAGUUAAAGCAUGUUGAAUUCCGUUCCUAUCUGACCAGACUCUUUAUCCCUGGCCGGUGACGUCAUUAUCUCGGUUUUUUUAAUUGAGUGCAAAGAUAUUAAAUCUAUACAGUCACUAAGCGUAAAAUUAAACUUUUAUAUGGAUUUACACUUGAUAUGACAAGUACAUUAUACUUAUAAUUUUAAUAAAAAUACAUUAUGUGUAAAAUAUUAUAAUAUACCAUUUAAGUAAUCAUAAUAAGUGUGUAUGUAAUGUGUAACAUGUAUUUUAUCGAAUUUAGAUGGUGGUGGUGGUUGCAAGACAUUCCAUACUAAAUUUAGAAAGAGAUUACCAGUAUUAGUUUAUUUUGAUUAUAAAUAUUAAUGGGAUGAGAUUUUGU